CAAGUAGAAGCAUAAAAGUAUUUCUUCAUUUCUUGCAGUUGGAAAUAGUAAUUAUAUUAUUUAUCGUUUAUUUUUUUUAAAAAAUCUGCACACAUGCACGGAACAACAAAAUGCCAGGAAUAUCCCCUAAUUUCUCGUUGCUUACUCAACUCAAAGCCGAUUAAUCUAACAAAAUUUCCCAAAAACAUUUUGCAUUGCACCAAUUUCUUUGCUAUUCCAACUUUUUAUUGCCAUCUUCAGAGUUCACCAACCCAUCUUCCUGCUGCUCAGGCUGCAAAACAAUCUAUGGCAUCGACAGAGAAUGAAGAACCUUCUUUACUGAGGAAUGAUGUAUGGCAAGAUCAAUCUUUUUUCAAGUGGAGAAAGAGAGAUGCACAUGUUCCACUACGCUGUCAUGAUACAAUAGAAGGAUCUCUCAGAUACUGGCUUGAAAGAAGCAAGGCGGAUAUUUCAGCAUCAAACUUGGCCACAUGGGACGACAAUGCUGUAGCUGCUGCUCUGAAAUGCGCUUCUUCUUGGGUCGAAGGCUUGCCUUUUGUGAAGUCUUUAUCUGGUUGCUGGAAAUUUCACUUAGCUUCUGGACCAAGUGGCGUCCCAAAUUUUUUUUACCACAGUGACUUUCAUGACAAUGAUUGGGGAACUAUACCAGUUCCUUCAAAUUGGCAGAUGCAAGGAUAUGAUAAGCCUAUCUAUACAAACACUGAAUAUCCAUUUCUAGUUGAUCCUCCCCAUCUUCCCGCAGAAAAUCCUACAGGUUGCUACAGGACAUACUUUGAAAUUUCUAAUGAAUGGAAAGGUCGAAGAAUAUUGUUGUACUUUGAAUCUGCUGAUUCUGCCUAUCACGUAUGGGUAAAUGGGGUCCCUGUUGGGUACAGUCAGGAUAGUCGGUUGCCUGCUGAGUUUGAAAUUACCGAAUACAUUCAUCCGUCUGGUUCAGGAAAGAAAAAUAUUUUAGCUGUUCAAGUCUUCAAAUGGAGUGAUGGUACGUACCUCGAAGAUCAAGAUCAAUGGUGGUUGUCUGGGAUUCACCGUGAUGUGCUCCUUCUAGCAAAACCUCAGGUUUUUAUUGCAGAUUAUUCCUUCAUUUCAAAUUUGGAUGGAAGUUUCUCCCAUGCAGAUUUAGAGGUAGAGGUUAAAGUUGACAUUCCACAAGGAAUUUCUAAAGACUGCCUCCUUUCUGAUUUUACUCUAGAAGCAGAGGUUUACGAUAAUGAAAUGUGGCAUGGAAAUGAUGGAUCGGCUGAUCUCCUUGCAUCUGUAGCGACACAAAUGGAACUUGUACCACCUGCAAGUUUCAGGUUCAACGGCUAUCAUUUUAAAGGAAAGAUAGAUAGGCCUAGGCUUUGGUCUGCUGAGCAGCCAAAUUUGUACACACUAGUUGUCAUCUUGAAAGAUGCAGAUGGAAAUGUGCUUGACUGUGAAUCAUGCCAAGUAGGUAUCAGGCAAAUAACAACUGCUUACAAACAGCUACUGGUUAAUGGACAGCCUGUUGUGAUUAGAGGAGUAAACAGGCAUGAGUUCCACCCAUGUCUUGGAAAGACAAAUCUGGAGCAUUGCAUGGUUAAGGACUUGGUAUUGAUGAAGCAGUAUAAUAUUAAUGCCGUAAGGAACAGCCACUACCCCAACCAUUCUCGAUGGUAUGAGUUGUGUGAUCUAUUUGGCAUGUACAUGAUAGAUGAAGCAAACAUUGAGACACAUGGUUUUGAUCACUCUGGUCCUUUUAAACACCCUACAAUGGAACCUACCUGGGCUGCUGCCAUGCUUGAUCGUGUUAUAGGCAUGGUUGAAAGGGACAAAAACCAUGCUUGCAUCAUUUCUUGGUCCUUGGGCAAUGAGGCUGGAUAUGGACCAAAUCAUUCUGCUAUGGCUGGUUGGAUAAGAGGAAGAGAUCCUUCUAGGGUGAUACAUUAUGAGGGAGGUGGAUCCAGAACCUCAUCUACAGAUAUUGUGUGUCCCAUGUACAUGCGUGUGUGGGACAUUGUAAAGAUAGCCAAUGAUCCAAAUGAAGCAAGGCCUCUCAUAUUAUGCGAGUAUUCUCAUGCAAUGGGAAACAGCAAUGGAAAUAUAGAUGAGUAUUGGGAAGCUAUUGAUAACACUUUUGGACUUCAGGGAGGUUUCAUAUGGGAGUGGGUUGAUCAGGGACUAUUGAAGGAAGGUGCAGAUGGUAAGAAGCACUGGGCCUACGGUGGUGAUUUUGGUGAUACUCCCAAUGAUCUGAACUUCUGUCUCAAUGGACUUGUAUGGCCUGAUAGAACUCCUCAUCCAGCACUGCAUGAAGUGAAAUACGUUUAUCAGCCAAUCAAGAUUUCGCUCAAGGAAGGACUGCUCAAGAUAACAAACACCCAUUUCUAUGAAACUACACAAGGAUUGGAUUUCCACUGGGUUGUUCUUGGGGAUGGAUCUGAACUAGAAUCUGGAGUGUUAUCUCUGCCACAGAUUGAGCCCCAAAAGAGCCUUUCUAUGGAAUGGGUAUCUGGUCCAUGGUACUCGGCCUGGACUUCGUGUACUUCUGAGGAAAUUUUCUUGACCAUAAAUGUGAAGCGUCUUCACUCCACUCGCUGGGUGGAUGCUGGUCAUGUAAAUUCAUCGACGCAAGUGCCAUUGCCUCCCAAGAGAAAGUCUGCUCCUCAUGAUAUCAAACCUAAAGAUCAUGUCCUCCGAACUGAGAAUCACGGAGACUUGAUCAAGAUUUUCCAACAUGAUGUCAGUGAGAUUACGUUCAACACUCGAACAGGAUUGAUCGAGAGCUGGAAGGUUCAAGGAGUUCCUGUGAUGAACAGAGGCAUAGUUCCUUGCUUCUGGAGAGCUCCUACAGAUAAUGACAAAGGGGGCGGUGCUGACAGUUACUUAUCCAAGUGGAAAGCUGCCCUGCUCGAUGACAUAGUUUUCCUCACCAAUAGCUGUUCGGUUCAGAUUAAAACAAAUUUUGUUGAAAUAGCUGCAGUCUUUCUUGGAAUCCCGAAAUCAAAAAGCAAUUCUGAACCAAAAGAAUCAGAUAUCACUUUUACAGUGAAUAUAACUUACAUAAUCUAUGGUUCUGGUGACAUAAUCAUGGAGACUAGUGUCAAACCUCGGUCUGAUAUUCCGCCUUUGCCUCGGGUUGGAGUUGAAUUCCAUAUAGACAAAGAAGUGGACAGAGUAAACUGGUAUGGAAAGGGGCCUUUUGAGUGUUACCCUGAUAGAAAAGCAGCUGCCCAGGUAGCAAUUCAUGAAAAAACUGUUCCUGAGAUGCAUGUUCCUUACAUAGUUCCUGGAGAAUGUGGUGGGAGGGCGGAGGUUAGAUGGUUGACUAUGCAAAAUAAAGAUGGUGUUGGAAUGUAUGCUUCCGUAUAUGAUAAUUCCCCAACAAUGCAAAUGAGCGCCAGCUACUACACAACAACUGAGCUUGACCGGGCUACUCAUAAUGAAAAUCUCGUUGAAGGAGAGGACAUUGAGGUUCAUCUUGACCACAAGCAUAUGGGUUUAGGAGGAGACGAUAGCUGGACCCCAUGUGUCCAUGAUAAGUAUUUGAUCCAACCUGUACCUUAUUCAUUUUCGAUCAGGCUAUGUCCAGUCACGGCUGCAAGUUCAGGCAAUCUUAUCUACAAAGCUCAGCAACAAAUCUGAUAGCAAGAGUAUGGCUCGAACUCCUCUGAAAUGUUCGAGACUGACAUAACACUUAGCCUUGAAAUAAUCGUACGAGUUAGUUGUCUGAUUUUAUCAAAUUGGCACUUGGUUUUAAAUUUUCUGGACCAGCCGAGUUCAUCUCACUCAGAAGUUAUUUUUUUUUGUCAAGUCGUGCAAAGUGAUUUCAAUUUCUUGACACGCAUAAAGAGGCUAUACUGAUGUAGUCGUUUCGUAAUGUUUAAUACAUUUUUAGCUUCAUUUCAUUCUCAUAUAAUAAAAGGAAAAAAAUAAGUUAUUUCCUCUCAA
Molecule: messenger RNA, 3912 nt
Organism: Chenopodium quinoa (quinoa)
Lineage: Eukaryota; Viridiplantae; Streptophyta; Magnoliopsida; Caryophyllales; Amaranthaceae
Product: beta-galactosidase-like
Exons: 18
Coding region: 94-3606 (1170 amino acids)
Biological process (GO): lactose catabolic process
Cellular component (GO): beta-galactosidase complex
Molecular function (GO): beta-galactosidase activity; carbohydrate binding
Source: RefSeq, a predicted model, not a curated record